AUGCCGACGCCGACCGUUGAAGAAUUGCUUAGUAUAAUCAACGAGAAGGAUAAGCGCAUGGAACGCCUGGAAACAGAGCUUCAGGCUUCGAAGGAGACUUCUGCUCGACAACUGCAGGAGGUGCAACAGAGCGCAGCGGAUGAGAAGGCGAGCCUCUACCAACAGCUGCAAGUUGCGUUAAAAGACGUCAACCAGCUUCGAGAAGAUCUUAGUCGAAUCCAAAAGAGUUGCGUGGAGGAAAUGAGGAACCUUAGGAAACAGUUCGAGUCCAGACAGCAGGAUUCAACUCGCAAGCUUCGGGACUUAGAAACACAGCGGUCGAUUUCAGCCGGACAUGGGGACGAACUCUGCCGGGAUAUGACUCCGACACGUUCAUAUACAAGGAAAUCUUCACAUCAGACGCAUUGUUCAAAUGGGCAGGCGUCAAGCCUGAACGUUCUGGACGCUAGAGGGGAGUUCCCUCUUUAUAGUGCUGCUGCUGGUGGGUACUACGACGAUGUGAAGCGAAUGUUAGAACAGGGAGCAAACCCGUCCAUGAGAACUCUAUUUCAUUGGACGGCGCUUCAUUGGGCUGUCGGCAAUGGUCAUGCGAAGAUUGUUCAGCUAUUGCUUGAUUAUGGCGCCGACAUCAAUGCAAUCUCGGACACAGGUAGUACUCCUUUGGAUAUGGCACGAAACGAUAUGAUGAAGGGUAUGCUUCGUCAACGGGGAGCCAGAUGA
Aspergillus pseudonomiae is the source of this 720-nucleotide messenger RNA. Its product is annotated as ankyrin repeat-containing domain protein. NCBI's taxonomy places the organism in Eukaryota, Fungi, Ascomycota, Eurotiomycetes, Eurotiales, Aspergillaceae. The transcript has a single exon. The record is from RefSeq and is a predicted model, not a curated record. Gene Ontology annotation, molecular function: protein binding. The coding region runs from base 1 to 720 and encodes 239 amino acids.